GAUUCUCUUGGUAGCCAAAAUACUAGUUUUAAGAGUGUUUGUGGUACUGGGAGAAGUGACUGCUUUAUAGUGAGUAAGGUGUAUGUAGCAAGUAAAGAACAGAAAUCUCUAUUCCUGCGGGGCUGGGGGAAACUAUCCAAAGGCCCUGAUCUUGUAACUCAACCUACACAAGUGGACCCGAUUAACUGGCUGCAGGAUUGGAGCCAAAGCUGCAGAUUGUUGAUCUUGCAGAGAACCCUCCGUGAUGUCCUGGGAGGUGGGAUGGUGCUGGUGCUACAAAGCCACGUGCUUACCUAGUGUGAGCCUCUCAUCUAGGGGUAGUUUCUGUACACACGUCAGAUGGAGCCUGCUGUACUGGCUUUUGUUCUUUGGAUAUUUGGCUUUCUUUCUGUUCCUGCGGCUGGUUAUCCAAAUGGAAAAGUAAGAGAGGCCUGCAGUAGUAUGAUGCCUUCCCAUGGACAUUCUCCACAGCCAUCCCCUGAGCACACUAUAUCAGUGAAUGAGACCAAAUUUAGACCAGGGAACCAUAUAAAAGUUAGUUUAUCUGGUCCAGUUUUUGAAGGAUUUUUCAUACAAGCCCGGAAUGCAGAGAAUUUGGCUGGCCCUGCAGUUGGCUCUUUUAUGCUAGGUGAAGAAAGGAUUUCUCAGCUUCUGACAUGUGGACUUGUAAAGAAUUCUGCUGUCAGUCACACAAGUAAAUCAAAAAAGACCAAUGUAGAGGCUUAUUGGGUUGCUCCCACAGAUGUACCAGAACAUGUACAAUUUCUAGCCACAGUUGUAGAGAAAUAUAAAAUCUUUUGGGUGAAGAUUCCUGGUCCCAUCAUUUCCCAACCUAAUGCACCACCUUUGACGACACCUACAAGUAUUACACCAGAGAGUCUACCAACUUCACAGCCAGUUUUCCAUCUAACAACAUCAUUUAAUGCCUCCAGCUGUGGAAUUACAAAGUUCUGCAUAAGGAAUCCUCCAAAAUGUAAUCCUGGGGCUGCCUAUUGUUUCUUUCUGUCCUUCAAACAAAGUAACUACUCGGUACUUAUUGAAAUGAGUGGUCCUAGUGAAGGAUAUAUAGCCUUUGCAUUAUCUCAUGACCAGUGGAUGGGUGACGAUGAUGCAUAUCUGUGUAUUAAUGAAGAUCACCGUAUUAAUAUAAACACGGCCUAUCUUAGUGGGCGAACUCCUCCUGUGUUGGACUCAGAGAAUGGCCUUGAAGAUCUCUCAUGGAGGGUGGCUGAUGGUCUUCUUCAGUGCUCUUUCAGAAGAAACCUUCAUCUUCCUGCUUAUAAAGGGAGGUUUAAUCUAGAUGCUAAUUAUUACAUAUUUCUGGCAGAUGGGGAGGCGAGUGAGGGAGGUCUAAUCCACAAACAUCAUCGUCAGCCUCUGAUCACCAAUGGAAUGUACAAUGUCACAGACUCUCCAAAGGAUGUAGGGGGAUCCCGCUCUCCACUUCUUCUUAAACUCCAUGCUUCAUUAAUGUUUGUUGCAUGGAUGACUACAGUUAGUAUUGGCGUUAUUGUUGCCAGAUUCUUCAAACCAGUUUGGCCUCAUUCAUUGUUUGGGAAGGAGAUUUGGUUCCAGGUACAUCGUAUGCUGAUGUUGACCACAGUGCUUCUUACGAGCAUCGCUUUUGUUCUUCCUUUUAUAUACAGAGGAGGCUGGAGUGAAUGGGCAGGAUUUCAUCCAUACCUUGGCUGUACCGUGAUGGCUCUGGCAAUCUUUCAACCUCUGAUGGCAGGUUUCAGACCACCUCCUCAUUCACCAAGAAGGCAAGUAUUUAACUGGAUUCACUGGAGUACUGGCACAACAGCUAGAAUACUAGCUGUGGUGACUAUGUUCCUGGGAAUGGAUCUACCAGCACUCAACCUUCCAGACCCAUGGGACACUUAUACAAUGAUUGGAUUUGUAGCUUGGCAUGUCAGUAUUGAUAUUCUCCUGGAGAUACAUAGCUACUGUCUCAUUCGCAAAGUUGAAGUGAUUGAUGAGGAUAGAAUACAAAUUCUUCAGUCACUUACAUCGGCAGAGGCAGAGGGUCAUACAUUUAAAGAGAUUGUGUUAACCAUCUACAUCUGUGGAAAUAUAGCAUUCCUUCUUACCUUCCUGGCAGCAAUCCACCAACUAUGAAUUUCUGACAAGGACAUUAGAUGUUGAGCAUUUGCAGUGAAAUCAAAAGUGAAGCACCACUCAAGGAAAUUCUUACAGAUACCAAGGUUGCCUCAAUAUCUUCCUGAAGUUAUACUUGAAGAAUAAUUGUGUGUGAUGAUGAUGAUCCAUCUGUCUGUGCUCUCAUGACCAUCAACAGAGAGAAUGUAUGUUUAGAUUCUAAAGACUGAUCCUGCAGUCCGGCCCAAACUACUUCUCUUUUUUCUUUCUUUUUUUUUUUUUUUUAUGGGACUUUCUUCCUGAGUAAGGACUGUAGUAACUUUUAACCCAGUAACUUAACUUCUUGUUUUGAAUUGUGUAGACUGAGAGGGUAUGAUAACUACUGGUUGAUAUGGGUGGAAAUCACUGUUUUGAACUUUUUGUUGUCAUUCUCUGUACCUAUAUGUACAUUAUUUGAAAUACUGAAUAGACCAGUCCUAAAUCUGCUCGUCGUAUAAUUCAUUAAGCAACAUGGUAAACUGAAUAAUGUACUGCCUAAAUGGCUCUUAUUUAAAGUAUGUGAUGUUUGUAUUGUGCACUCCAAAAAAUCUGUGCUCAGAAUGAUUGUCACAAACAGUAGCUGAUGCAUCAGAGACUACAGUACAUUGGCAUAUUUCUCUGCAAUUAAAUGCAAAACCUACAUUUUCUGCUCUAAGAGCAGUUCCAUAUAACACACAAACUGGGCUGAGCUUCGGUCCUGUAACUUUGUCAUUACUUGCAUCAGUCACAAGAUUUUAAAAAAAAUCUUUAGAAUAUAAAGAGAAGACACACACUGCAAACUCUUUAUGAGAAACUUUUAGCGAAACUACGCCGCAAUGUGUCUACAUAGUCAUAGUGUCUUCUGGUCACUUAAGUC
This is a messenger RNA of Chelonoidis abingdonii (Abingdon island giant tortoise), 2992 nucleotides long. NCBI's taxonomy places the organism in Eukaryota, Metazoa, Chordata, Testudines, Testudinidae. The record is from RefSeq and is a predicted model, not a curated record.